Oncorhynchus masou masou (cherry salmon) is the source of this 282-nucleotide messenger RNA. Its product is annotated as interleukin-17C-like. The transcript is spliced from 3 exons. Gene Ontology annotation, molecular function: cytokine activity. Gene Ontology annotation, biological process: inflammatory response. Lineage: Eukaryota; Metazoa; Chordata; Actinopteri; Salmoniformes; Salmonidae. Gene Ontology annotation, cellular component: extracellular region. The annotation marks the transcript as partial. The record is from RefSeq and is a predicted model, not a curated record.
UCGGGAGGAGUCAACAACCGAUCUCUCUCCCCCUGGCGGUACAGAAUCGAUGAGAGAGAGGACAGGAUUCCUGCUAAAAUCCUGGUGGCUGAGUGUCUGUAUGAGGGCUGCAUCGUCAACAAGCACGAGGACAAGACAUAUAACUCUGUCCCCGUGUUGGUCACUAUCACCGUGCUCCAGAAGACUGUGUGCCCUGGCAACCCUCGACUCUACCUGGUGACAGUAGACUCGUGUGACAUCGCUGUGGCAUGCACAUGUGUUGUACCCAGACAGAUGAUUUAA